Molecule: messenger RNA, 4772 nt
Organism: Cotesia glomerata
Lineage: Eukaryota; Metazoa; Arthropoda; Insecta; Hymenoptera; Braconidae
Gene: syd
Product: JNK-interacting protein 3
Exons: 18
Coding region: 680-4489 (1269 amino acids)
Biological process (GO): vesicle-mediated transport
Cellular component (GO): cytoplasm
Molecular function (GO): kinesin binding; MAP kinase scaffold activity; signaling receptor complex adaptor activity
Source: RefSeq, a predicted model, not a curated record
ACCUGCAACAAUAUUAUUUGACAUCACUUUCAUACACACACAUACACACAUACAUUAUUUAUUAUUCUCUGGACUCGACAAAAACGAUUAAGUGUAACAAUAUUGUCUGUCAAUUGAAUAGUGGUUAACAAUAUUCAAUAGGGUAGUAGAUGGUAAUUUCGUAAUGUGUGAAGACGUCACUGAUAACGUAUUAAACAUGUCAUCAUUACCACCACCACCAUCAUCAACUAGUGAAAUUUAUUAAUUACUCCAAUUUCGGUUGGUUUAAUUUAAAGAUUGUCAAAAAGAUAGUUUAUUCACUUGAAUUGAAAUUCCUCUUGUGUGUGGGUUUAAAAAAUGGGACGGUCAACAAUAGUGAUGGUGUAAUGCCAGUUAACGUUGAUAUUAAAUAAAUAUAAGUGUACAUAACAAAUUGAUAAGUGUCACUAGUUUAAUUAUUCAUUUGAAUGUACAAAAAUAAUUAUUAGCAGAAUGUCAUCUGUAAUACGGUUCGUUGAUGAUACCUGUUUCAUCUGAGCGAGCAAGUGCUUCAUGGAAGAGUGUUUUUGAACGGUGCUUCAUCCUAGAAAAAUUAUAAGAUUUUUAGUACUAUAGCUACAAAGAAAUAAAAAUAAAGCAUCACAAUUCAACGAUCCACUUAAAAGAUUUAUUGAGUUGCAGAAAAUAUAAGGACUUUAAAAUGGAUCAAGAAACAGUAUAUGGAACCCAUGAGGAUAAUCAUGUGGUGAUGUCUGAAAAAGUUCAGUCAUUAGCUGGAAGUAUUUAUCAAGAAUUUGAAAGGAUGAUAGCUCGAUAUGAUGAAGAUGUUGUAAAAGAGUUGAUGCCAUUACUAGUCAAUGUAUUAGAGUGUUUAGAUAUAGCGUAUACUGAAAAUCAAGAGCAUGAAGUUGAAUUGGAAUUAUUGAGAGAAGACAAUGAACAAUUAGUCACUCAGUAUGAACGAGAAAAACAGCUACGGAAAGCAUCGGAUCAGAAACUGUUGGAGCUCGAAGAUGUUGCUGAAGAUGAACGAAAGGAGUUGCUAUCGAAGAUUGAUAGUUUGGAAUCAAUACUAAAAAUGUUGGAGCUCAAGACUAAAAAUUCACAUGAUCAUGGUACAAUUGCAAAUACCACUUCGUGUUACUGCCCCCACAGAGCACAAUGCCACAUUGUUCGCUUGGAAGAAAAAGAAGCUGAAUUAAAACGUGAAUAUUCACGUUUACAUGAUCGAUAUACGGAACUAUUCAAAACCCACGUCGAUUAUAUGGAACGAACAAAAAUGUUAGUCGGUAGCUCGGAAAGACUCGAAAAUUCAACAAAUAAUCGUGGUCCAAAUAGAUUACCUGGGCUUAAUUUAGCUAAUAUGUCACGAAGCUCUGGACCUUUAAGUUAUGGAUUUCAGAGUUUAGAAGGUAGUAUGAAUGCUGAAGAUAUACAGGAAGAAAGUCCCACACAAGGUACUAGUUUAAAAUCUGAAAUGCAAGACAGUAGUAGUGAGGCGGUCAUCGAAACUUCAGAUAAAAGUCAACUGACGGACAAUCCAACUCAAGAUAAUCAAGUACCGAGUUUAUCACGACCAUACAUUGACGAAAGUCCAGAAACUGAUGUUCCACCUCCUGCAAUAACAACUCCAACAACCCCAAUUAUAGAUAAGCAAGUAAGUACUCCUAGUGGACGAAGUCGAACUGAACGAGAGCAACGUAGUGGUAAUACGCUGUAUCAAGAGCUCAGUUUCCAAGAUGCUGACGCUUUAGGAGAAAUGGACGAAGGUGCAGACAUUACUGGCAGUUGGGUUCAUCCAGGGGAAUAUGCAUCAUCGGUUAAUGAUAACUUUUUUGGAAUGGGAAAAGAAGUUGAAAAUCUUAUUAUGGAAAAUAAUGAACUCUUAGCGACAAAGAAUGCUUUGAAUAUUGUAAAAGACGAUUUGAUAGUCAAAGUAGACGAAUUGACAAGUGAACAAGAAAUUUUACGUGACGAAAUAAGAGUUCAUCAACAAGCUCGUGAACGACUACGCCAAAAAAUAGCGACAUUGGAAGAAGAAUUGAAGAAAGUUAAAGAGGAAGCUGAAGCUGCUGCAAAAGCGACCAAAAGUGACGAUGAAGAAGACGUACCAUUAGCACAAAGGAAAAGAUUCACCCGAGUUGAGAUGGCGAGAGUACUUAUGGAAAGAAAUCAAUAUAAAGAACGAUUUAUGGAGCUUCAGGAAGCUGUUAGAUGGACUGAAAUGAUUCGAGCUAGCAAAACAGACCCAGCUAGUAUUUCUGGUGGAAAACAAUCUGUUUGGAAGUUUUUUAGUAAUCUCUUUACCGGACCAGCUGAUCGGGGGUCUUUACAUCGAAAUCCUCAUGCAUUGCCUCAUAUUCGAUAUAGCGCUCCAACUAAUCAAGUUGUACCAGCUCCACCAUUAGAUGCAAUGCGUAGACGUACACUAAAAAAUCGUCAUGAGAUUUUUGACCAAGGAGAUACAAUUAGACAUUUCAGCUCAUCAGAAAAACGAGUGGCCAGACUUGCAAACGAAAGGAAAGAACAAUAUCGACAAGUUAGGGCACACGUGAGAAAAGAAGAUGGCCGAUUGCAAGCUUAUGGAUGGAGUUUGCCUGGAAAACCUAGUGCACCUGCUAGACAGCCAGUUCCAGUUCCUGUUUAUUGUCGUCCACUUCAAGAAACUGAACCGGGAAUGAAGAUAUGGUGUGGGGCUGGAGUUAACUUAAGUGGUGGCAAAACCCGUGAUGGUGGAUUAGCUGUCGGUGGAAGUGUUUUUUAUGCUGACGAAGCUAAAGAAACAUCAGUAGUAAAAGGAGAGGUUGAGGAUGCUGUUGAACAUCUGGACAAAGAACUACAGGAAUCUGAACAACGUCGCUUGGAAGCUGAACACCAAGAUCAACAAUUAAGUUCUCUUGUAUGGAUCUGCACUUCAACUCAAAAAAUGUCCAAAGUAUCUGUGAUAGAUGCUAAUAAUCCAGCAGAUAUUUUACAAGUGUUUAAUGUUUGUCAGAGUCAUUUGCUCUGCAUUGCAAGUGUACCUGGUGCCAAACAAAGCGAUUAUAUUCAUAAUACAGAUGACUGUUCACCUCGAACAAUGAAUGGAAUGGGUGAAAUAGAUCUUGGUAAUCUUAAAAAUGCCAAUCAUAACAGUGAUAAUUUAAUUAUUGGAGAAGCUACAACGAAUAGUGACACUAAAAACUGUCAGAAAACAGAAGACUUUAUUGAUCGCAGCCAAGCAACCUCUGAAGGACCUAGUUCUUUGGAAGAAAAACCGAGCGAUGAUUCUGAAAAAAUUACUGACAUUGAUCAUAGUUUAAAUACUGAACCUCAAAGUUUAGAAGCAACUGAUGGUGAAUCAGUACUUAUAGGUAAAAUACACUUUGUUCAAAGUAGUAUUGACAAUCCGUCAAUUAAAAAAGAAAUAGAUUCAAAUGUGCCGAAAGCCAACGUUGAUAGUGAUACAACUAUUGAAAAAAUGUCAUCAAUCCAACCUACUAUGUGGUUAGGAGCUCAAAACGGAGCUAUUUAUGUUCACUCAGCAGUUACUCAAUGGUCUGUCUGUUUGCAUACAGUAAUGCUCAAGGAUGCAGUGUUGGGAAUAGUUCACAUACAAGGUAGAGUGCUAGUAGCUCUUGCUGAUGGAACAGUGGUAAUAUUUCGACGAGGAUCUGAUGGGCAAUGGGAUUUAUCCAAAUAUCAUGUUAUAACUUUAGGAAGUCCACAACAUGCAAUUAGAUGCAUGACAUCUGUAUCAGGAAAAACAGUUUGGUGUGGAUAUAGAAAUAAAAUUCAUGUAAUUGAUCCAGUCCUCAUGACUCUCGAGUGUACCGUUGACGCACACCCAAGACGAGAAUCACAAGUCCGACAAUUAGCUUGGCUUGGUGAAGGUGUCUGGGUUAGCAUAAGAUUAGACUCUACAUUAAGAUUAUAUCAUGCUCAUACGUAUCAACAUCUUCAAGACGUAGACAUUGAACCGUAUGUCAGUAAAAUGCUUGGUACUGGAAAACUUGGUUUUUCUUUUGUUAGAAUCACCGCAUUGCUUAUUUCCUCUAACCGACUGUGGAUUGGAACGGGCAAUGGUGUAAUCAUAUCUGUACCAUUAUCUGAAAGUGCUGGAGGAUCUUUAGCAGUAUCUAGAGUACAAAGUGUGGGAAGUAAAAGUGAUGCGCCUGGAGUUGGAGUAAGGGUAUUCGCGUCAGAGCAUGGGGUAACACCAGGAAGUUUUGUACCAUAUUGCAGUAUGGCACAUGCUCAACUCAGCUUCCAUGGACAUCGAGACGCGGUCAAAAUGUUUGUUGCUGUCCCUGGGCACGGAGGUCAAAGUGCUGUUUCAGAUGGUUCUCAACCAGCAAUGUUAGUUUUAUCAGGUGGUGAAGGCUACAUUGAUUUUCGUGUUGGUGAUGGUGAUGAAACUGAAGAAGGUUUGGAGCGUACAAAUGUUACAGUCGCUAGUCAUGAAGAACACAGUGAACAAAGUCAUCUUAUUGUUUGGCAAGUUCAAUCGCCUAUUCAAAUAAAUGGCUAAAUUUAUUGUGGUUGUUGAGAUUCAAUAUUUCAAACGGUGCAUACCUUAAAAUAAUUUAUAAAAACAUAAUUAAAUAUUAAAAAAAAUUUGGAUUAACGGUCAAGUAAUUAAUAACUUAAUGAAAAUAAAUUCUUUAAAUGCCGGAAUAAUAUUAUACACUAUCCAAUUUGUUCAAUUAUUGUAGACACGGUUACUAUAAGAUGAAUGUAGAUUAUGACACCAAAGUAUGACAAUGAUGGGGCUUGAUUAUUUAUUUUUAAUUGAUAAAAAAAUUAAAUUCAAA